CUCAGGUCGCACGUGUGUCUCCGUUUUCGCGUAGAUCGCGUUCGCGUGUUGGCGUUCGCGUGUGUAUCAUUCGCUCCGUCCUGCUCGCUCCCUUGCUCGCUUCGCGUCGAUCUUUCCCUCGUGGCGUCAUUCGUGGAUUCAGCCGGCGCGUCCCUCUUGUCGCACGAGUCCGCCGCGUGACGUCUGACCAAGCACGCGGUUCUUCCACUCGCGCGUUGCGCACUUCUUCCGCUCAAAGUUCCCUAUCGCCGAUCCGCAAUCAUCAUCGCCACUUCGAUGGGGACGCAGAAUUUUUCAAAUGUGAUUUGAUCAUCCGGUGGAUUGUUCGGGAUCUCGUCGAUCUGACACAAUCAACGAAGAGGAAUCGAGGAUAAAGUUUGUUUACCUGUGGUUGAAUUUUGACAAGAUGGAUCGUUUGACGGAUUGGCGGGAUGACGAAUAACGUGAUGUAGAAACGGAGAAGCCAGUUACGUUGAGUCUGCUGUGUGCGAAAUUGCGAACGGAUUUCCGUACGAACUGUCGAAUAGCGAAAAGGAUAAUCCUGGACGAGUUAUUAAUAAAGAGUGACGCAGCCACAGGAAGAGGAAAUGCUCGAUCGAAGCGGCAACGACGCGGAUAAUCUUGGAUAAAGUAUAAAUAAAUAUUAUCGAGAAAGCGACCAAACUUGCGUAAUCCUCGCGGCUAGAGUUUCCAGGCUCGAGCAGGUGCGUGCGACGGGCGCAUCUGAUUAAAUGACACCUGUGCGAGCGUAGUCGUGUAGACGCGUGAAACGAUCGACGAAUGAUCGUCUCUGGAUCCCGAUAAUCAGCGAAUGCGAAGUGAUCGAUCGUUGUAUGAAAAGGUGCGCGCCGUGCGCGUGCCGGCUUCGCGAGAGUGCCGGCGCGCCGGUGCACGAGCGGGUAAACUGAAUUUAACGUUAUGGUAACGUGAAUCGAUCGCAGAAUACCUUCACCCCUCGCCAUCACGAUUUUCCGUGUCCGUGCAUGCACGUAACGGCCAUCGUAAAAACUCCGCGAAGAAGGCGCAAAGGUAAUUGAACUAUCGGCCCGUGUUCCCCCUCCCCCUACCAUUUCCAGGCUAAAUUACCCCGGAGAAACUUUGUCGACUUUCCAUUCGUGAUAACAUCUCCAACUUACACGAGCAAAUUCGAGUGGUUCACGCGGUCUCUCGCGAAAUUUCCCGUGCGUGCACUUCUCAGUGGCGAGAUCCAUCGGAUCGAUCCGACCGGUCAGACUUCAAAGACGAGUACGGCAAAGAGAAAGGGGGUGAGAACCGCAUACACGACCGCACGUUAGGUUCACUCGGAAGAAUCCUCGCGACGGACACGUGUUAAUACGCUGUCGGUCGUUUGGAGGUGAUCAAUCAGCUCGAAGAGUCUCUGUACCGGGGAAUCGAGUACGUCUAUCAAAAGAAGCUGGUAGAAGAUUAAUGCCUUACCUACUUAAGGCUAACGAGCGGAUGUGAACGUGUAUAUUGAAUAGCGCCGAUUAAGGUUGAAUACUAAUUUGCUUAUAAUCCUGCAUCUAUAACGAUAUAAAUAAAAUUAAUGCCAAUAAUGUAUUAAACUUGGAAGUCUCGUCGAUUCGUUGAAUUUAUCUUUCGUCUAUGCGGUAUUCAAAGUAGCCAACUUUUACGUACGUCCCUUUGAUCGAAGAAAAAUCGAGAGAUCGUUCGAUGCAUAACUGAUUCCGAGAAGAUGCGCGUAUUUGCCAGAAAUUUCGGACGCGUACGUGACAGGAAAGAUUACUAAUCGGUGGAACGAACGAGUAGACUGACGACGAGGAUUCUCUUAGGUCGUUUGCUCGCGGGGAUCGUUAGCUUGUAAUCGACACUGGGGUCAGCGUUCGCGGCAUAAAUUUUUGUGCUGGCGGAAACCUUAUCGAGCCGCGUGCAGCUCGGAACGUUCACGAAGGUGUGAAAAAGAAGGAAAAAGAGAAUAAGAAGGAAAGUUAGUCUGUUUGUCUGGUCGAUAGAGCUACUGGUAUAUUUAUGUUCCACGAGAGCCCGAAGAUUUACUAGAAAAAUGAUGAAAACCGACAUCGAUGGCCCUUGCAAGGAUAACGUAGCACGUUGCUGGCGCGUUCGAAAUGUUUUAGAAUCCACAGGUCGAUAAAUUCAAGAUCGACAACUUUGGAAACUAGUAGAAACUUCCUCGAGACCGAAAUCAUCGGUGGUUGAAAGAAAUUGGCAGGAAUUGAUCGAAGGAGGACGUAAAGAAAUUCCUAUCGAAAAGUGAUGAAACGAAGAAUCGUAUAACUAAGGUUUAUUAAACGUUGUCUUAGAAAGAAGCUUACGUGGUAUCAGAAUUAGAAGAUACCGUGCAUUCGCAGGCGUUUCACCAACGCGAAAUUAAUCGGAUUACGAGUCGACGUAGUUAGUAAACGAGAAAAGAACGAAUUGCGACGAUUGUUCAGCGGACAAUUGGACUACUUGUUUCGGUGUAAUUCGAAGAAUCUCGACGUAAAGGGAUAGUGAACGGGACGCGAGACGCGUUGAGAAAGUUACCACGGAGGAAAGAGUAGGAUGCUCGUAAUCCUUCGCUGGAAAUCAGCACGGCCGAAAGCAAUUCCAGAAGAUAAACAAGUUCGCUGGGAAGCACCGGAUGCAGCGAUUGUCAUUGAAGUUGAUCAAACCUCGGAAUAGUUUAAUGGCCACGAUAUCAGUUAAACGGGCGAAACUCCUCCCAACAUCUCGUUGGAAAUACGCUGCAGUUUAAACUUUUUAAUAGAAAUAAACAAUCUUUCGAAUAAAAACUAACUAAAAUAAAAAGAAAGAAAGAUCACGCGAUAAAAUAGAAGCAAGAUAAGAAUAUACAAUUAACAAUUGAAGUUAUCAAAUGGUUUUGAAGGCACGAGAAAUCGGCGUUAAAGAGGAAAUCAAAUCAAACGCUCGAAAGUAUAUGAGAAAUACCAAAGAAAAUGACACGUGAAACACGGUAAUCCGAACUGGAAUAGAAGCUGGCACGCAACAGUGUGCCCGAAGGAGUCUUCUCAAGUCUCUUCAGGGACGUUGAACAAAUUACUCGGGCAUACACCAGGAACGCUCGAGAGCAAGAGGAAAGCCAUUAUCAAACAAUUGCUCUACAAAGGGGAACCUUCUCUAUUUUCUUGUACAGAACCUUGCAGCGUAAACGUGACGUUCGUGUUACGAUCGAAAUCCGCGAGAUCUUAUAUACUGAAAGAUCAAAUAAUCCUUUGAAUCCCAAACUUUCGAACUUUAAACGACAAGAAGAAAAAGGUAGUCGAUUAAAGCUAGGCUGGUUCACGCGAGUUUCGACGAUUAACCGCAAUUACAGCCACGUAGCUCGUGUUCUAGCGGUUUCAGACGACGUGCGACGAGUGGAGGAUUUCGUGAAACGAGUAUAUCUACCGGCACGACGUGUUUCAUGGCCUGGAAGUAAUCCGUGGAAGCUUUUCGAAGCUUCGAGCGCCAGCGGUAUUGGUUCGUUAAAGAACCGAAAGAAGUUGGGGCGCAAAGGUAAACAGAGGGGAAAAGAGGAAAAUCGAAGUUUCGUUGGAACGUUGGCGAGCAAGGGAAAAAUCGUGUGUCACGGACGAGCUACUUUGUACUUUGUCGAGUGAACGGUGUGCAAGUGGAACCGGAUGUAACGGGGGUGUCAGUCAACGGCAAUGACGAGUAUCGAAUUCACGUUGUCAGGCUGUCGUGAUAAAAACUUGGCAACGAUAGGAAAAGUCUGUUGGAGAUCGUCGCGUGGCUAAGUAGACUGGUGGCGCGGGCAUGGUGCGGAAGUAGGUUUUCUUUCUUCCGGCUUCUGCUAGAGAAGCGCAGUAUAAGUGGCUUCGAAGAGGACGAUGAUGUCUAGACAAAGCAAAGAUCCCGUGCAGAAGUGCCACUCGGACCCAGGUGCUGCAAGUACCGGCAGUACUCCUUGCAGCCCUGGUAAGCGAAUUUCUCGCAGAGUAGUGCCAGGAAUUCCGAGCUCUUCCAACACACGCAAAUGUGUUCUCACCUUGGACGGGUAUAGCUAUGUGAUCGUUGCAUCUCCACCGGAUCGAAGAGUCACGAGAGACGAUAUUGCAGUGUCCUCACCCGGUGCAUCUCCAAACGUUAAUGCAACUACAAGCUGCACUGGUACAACGUCGUCUCGAUUGCACAACCCUUCCUCGCCUGGUCGGAAUGGCCAGCUAUCGAAACAAGGCACAUUAACGAUAGUACGUCGAAGUUCUGGUAAAAGUAAGAGUAUCGGCGGAAGUUUCGAAAGUUCUCCGCCGCCACACAGUCCUGACACUCUUUCGUCAAGCCAGUCCGUGGACCUUGAUGAGAUCCUUGAUAAUGUCGAUCUAACGACGGACUCGCUUCCUGCCGUUGACACCCCCGAUGCUUGCGACAAGGCUGCUCUCAGACUGAGAUGCUUACUGAGGCAGCUUCAACAUGGCGAAAUAUCUGCAGAAUUACUUCAACGAAAUUUACACUACGCGGCACGCGUACUCGAAGCUGUCUUCCUCGAUGAAACCAAGGUGAAUUCAGGAGGGGUUGAGUGCUCUCGGUCAUCGCGUAGGGGUGCGAGCCUGUCAUCUGCAUCCCUGGGGAGCGGCUUGGACUCGGAUGGACAACAGGGCCACGCGGUGGUAACCCAGAAACGGAAGCUUCGCACCCCCGUAUGGGCAAGGCGGCUAGCGGACGAGGACGACGAACUGUCGGAGGUACAGCCGGAUGCGGUGCCGCCGGAAGUUCGCGAAUGGCUGGCUUCGACCUUUACCAGACAGCUCGCGACCACGAGGCGGAAGGCAGACGAGAAGCCAAAGUUCCGCUCGGUCGCGCACGCCAUCAGGGCAGGAAUCUUCGUCGAUCGGAUUUACAGGCGGGUCACCAACAUCGCGUUCAUGCAGUUCCCGCCGGAAGUGGUUAGGGUGCUCAAGACUUUAGACGAUUGGUCCUUUGACGUAUUUUCAUUAAACGAAGCCGCAAUGGGAGCUCCAGUGAAAUAUCUCGGCUAUGAUCUAUUAAAUCGAUACGGCAUGAUCCACAAAUUUAAAGUCCCUGCAACAGUGUUGGAGUGCUUCUUGGGAAGAGUCGAAGAGGGUUACUGCAGGCAUCGAAAUCCGUAUCAUAAUAAUCUUCACGCAGCUGACGUCGCACAGACUAUGCACUAUAUUUUGUGUCAAGUAGGACUUAUGAAUUGGCUGACCGACCUGGAGAUUUUCGCCACGUUGGUUGCGGCGAUUAUUCACGACUACGAGCACACUGGGACCACAAACAAUUUCCACGUAAUGUCCGGUAGCGAUACGGCUCUACUCUACAACGAUCGAGCCGUCCUGGAAAAUCACCACAUCUCCGCGAGUUUCCGGAUAUUGAGAGAAGAUGAAUGCAAUAUAUUACAAAAUCUAUCGAGGGAGGAAUUCCGAGAAUUUCGUUCGUUGGUGAUCGACAUGGUACUCGCAACCGACAUGAGCUUUCAUUUCCAACAACUGAAAAACAUGAAAAACAUUCUGAGCUUGGCAGAGCCUAGCGUUGACAAAAGUAAAGCUGUCAGUCUGGUUCUCCAUUGUUGCGACAUCUCGCAUCCGGCCAAAAGAUGGGAUCUUCAUCACAGAUGGACAAUGCAACUAUUGGAAGAGUUCUUCCGGCAGGGGGAUAAAGAGAAUGCUCUCGGCUUGCCGUUUUCUCCGCUAUGCGACCGUAACAAUACCCUGGUAGCUGAAUCGCAAAUAGGAUUCAUCGAGUUUAUCGUGGAGCCCAGCAUGCAGGUGUGCAGCGACAUGUUGGAGACGGUUCUCGCUCCGCUGAAUAUAAAGGAGAAUGUGGACGAAUCGAACGACGGAUCCGUUGGAGAGAGCAAAAGAUUCAAGAUCGGUAAACCUUGGAUUCCUUGCCUCGGUGACAACAAGAAAAUUUGGAAGGAACAAGCUGUUCGAGACGCCGAGGCAAGAGCGCAAAAGGAGCAAGCGCAGAAGGAGCAAGAGCAAAAGGCGAGCAGCGAGAGCCGCGAGGACAGCGACACGACGCAGCCAGCGUCCGAGGAAUGAAAAAUCCAGCGGGCCGUUCUAUUUUUCAAGAAUAUAUGUAAUUUUAGGCUACGAAGAAGCUCGUGAUUCCACACACAGCACAAUAUCCACCGCGUUGUGUCUGUCUCAGUGACACGUCUAAACGAAUCGCGCGUCACCAAGAAAGUGAUCUCCCUCGACGAUCGAGCGAACGCGUGAAAGGUCAAGUGUACGAUUAAAAAGAAUACUCCCACGACUAUUUAUACCGUUUGUUCACCACACUACAAACAAUUCUUCACCGAUCUCGCUGUAUUUCGACGAUCACUCCACCUUUUUAUCGAUCGACCAAAGAUUAUCGAUGUCUCUACGCGUCUUCAAUCUCUCGUCUUGAUUUUUCUCGCGGUCGAACGUAGCCUUUGCAUAAUCGAUGCCAUCAAUAGUCCUUGCUCUUAUUCUCGCUCUUUCGUUGCCGAGCAAUCUUCGCGAUUUGUAAAUACAACAGAAGCUUCGCGGGAUUUUUCUUACGCUACGCUACUGUCGAGCAGGUCGCGGUCUUUUCGUAGCUUUUAAGCUUUGAAAGUGACGCCUUAACGAACGAUGUACGAUCGUCGAACGCGGUGAUACUAAACCGCGAAUCGUGAUCGAAAGAAAUUCAAAUUUUAAGAAGAAGAUGGCCCAAAAUUUUGUUGCUUCGUUUAUGUGAGUGACGUCCGUCGUAUUUUCUUAGAAGUUUGAAAUACAUAAAUAUUAUUCGUGAAUUCGCGAGAAAUGUACAUUAAAAAGGGGCGAAUAAAGGGAACAUUCCUUCGCAAUUGCUCAAUGAGAACGAAGAUUAAUUGUUGACUUUCGAUCGAUGAGAAAUUCAGUAAAUGUAGGUCGUAGUUGAAUUAUAAUACACAAUGGUAUGACUUGUACAUUCUUUAUAAAAUUAGCAUACUAUUCGAGGAUCGUGAGUUGUCGCUUAGUCACAUCAGCUUUUAACAAAAGGUAUCUUUGCAAUUUUUAUUGCGCCAUCGUACAAGUAGUUUAUACUAUCUCUUGAUCCAAGAUAGAGCGUAACGCUCAUUAAAAACAUUAUGUCAAUGUAAUUUUACUCCUAAACGAACGUGUAAUUAAAAUUAGAACAUUGUUAGGAAUAUAACUAACUGUACGAUGCGAUUCUGUAACGAAAACGGGAAACCUGUACUGACAAAUUUAAAGCAAUUUAGUAGCUACAUGUUGAAUUAUAAGGAAAAAAAGAAGCGAGCAAGCGAUUAAGGCGUUACUUUCUCGGCUUACUUUACGCGUAAAUAUUACUAUCAAAACGUAGAAAUAUAGUUGGUCGAGUUUCCAUCGUAAGCGUAGCCUAAAGUUACCAGCUGCGAUAGGCGGCGAAAAUCAAGUACACGUUAACACACACGUACAUCUACACAUGCAGCAAACAAACAUACAUAUAUACAGAAAAGAAAAGAGAAAGAGAAGAUCGUAAACGUACUUACAAUUAGAGGCACAAUUGUCUGUUCGCGAUGAAGUGGUAGCGCGUGUAAAAGGACGCUAACAUCAACACGUCGACGGGUUUUCCAUAGCGUUUCGCCAUUGGAGCGCUGUCUUUGUCCGUACCUGUUUUUUCUUACAAUUAGUGUAUAACUAAGAACAUACGUUUUUUCAUAGGAACGAAGACUUUCAUCUUUGAGGGAAGAAAAGAAAUAAUAUUGAAUUCGAUCAUUUAACGAGCUAUACUAACUAAUAAUUGCUCAUAAUCCUCGUUUCUCAUAAAAUCCUUGAAAUUCAUAGUUUCUUAAAGUACCGACCAUUUGCUACGAGCACUGAGCCAAUCUCUUGUUCGUAAGUAAUAUUCUACGUUUAUAGGGAGGCAUGAAAUAAAAAUUAUUUGCUAUUUUCAUCUUUUUUUACCAAAUCUUUGAAGUUUCUAAUUUAUUGAAUUUUUUUAAGGAUACUAUACCCUGACUUAAACUCACGAACAUCCGUAGAUUUGUAAGUGCGAGUGUUUUGCGUAUAACAUUAGGGUAUCUGAGAAAUAUUACGUGACAUCGAUCGUUUGACUCGAAUUGUUUUCAGAUCAUCUGUCCAAAUAAAAAAAUAAAAAGGGUAAAAAAAGCUUAGGAGGCUGCUCGCGCUAAUUCUAAUGGCAUACAUUUCCUUCUUUGUACUUCGUGGAUUUAAAGGAUACCAUGAAAUCUCUAAUCGAGAUUCAAUUUAUUAAUAUAUAAAUCUAAUUCUAAUCGUGUUGUAUGUAAAUUCUCUUCGCUAAUGACCAAGUCAUCAUAAGGAAGAAUUUUCUUUUUUCUUUUUUUACGAAUACGUAAUAUUUUUAACGCUGGAACUACCAACAGCUAAAGUAUAAAACUCGUACCAAGCAAACCGAUAUGCAGGAUAUAUAAAGAUAGAUAUAGCGCAGAAAGACCACUUUAUCAAAAAUCAUUCAAAUCCUUCGAAAUGAAUCAUUUUAGAUCUAUGUAUAAAACUAUCGUGACAAAUUACGAGCCGAUCAUUUUCACUACUCCGCUAGUUCUAACGCCAAAGACACCCUAAUAUUUGAGCAAAACAUAUUUUUCAUAGCUUUACCACAAAUAACUUGAUCGAGAUACUAGUACGAAGCUUGUAGGAUUGGUAGACGCAGGCUGACUGUCGCACAAGUGUCGAAUUCCAGGCGAACUUCAUACGAGGAGAAACUGACAUUCUUCUUGACGGGAUGUCGCGAAAUUGAAAGCCUUCGGGCUGCGUCGAGCCCAAUCUUCGAUACGCUCGCGCAAUACGCGUCAGGUUGCCGCGACCAGAAAAGCUUACACUUGCCUUCUCGAAACUUCGACCGGCCGAUUGGCACGGAGAAAGGCGAGAAGUUGCUUCUUCUCCAAGAAGGUCCGAUUUCUCCAGUUCGAUUCACUCGUGAGCUUGCACUUAUAAAGUUUCCAAGAAACUUAAGAUCCCUUACGAAAUUGCUGAGAGUUUCGUUCGAGAUUCGAGACAGAUCGCUGCUUUGAUUCGACUUCUCGAAUAUAUCUCUUUUAAAGUAACUUUCAUAUUAUCCGAUACAUUGAUUAAUUAUCUGUACAACUUGAAACGCCUUGCUAACUAAAAUUGAUUAAUCGGAUCGUGUUUCACAAGCUGGCCGCGUCGAGAAGCUUCUUACCAUUUUCCAAUCUUUGCUUCGGUCUCUGAUAUUUACUUACGCUUUACUCGAGAAAUUUGAGAAAAAAAAGAAAAAAAUACAAAUCCCGGUGAAAUUUACACGAUAUAAACGACUGAAAAAUCGAACACCAUUUCGAACCACGUGACGUCUAACGGAUAAAUAAUAAAUAAAGCAACCGACGGUUGACAAAGAAAUAAGAGAAUCGAUGAAAUUGGAUAAUAGAACCGAUUUUUAAACGCAAUAAUCGGGUAAAAGAAGCGUAACGAGUAGAAAUCGGCGAUUGAAGGGAACGAACGAAACGAGAACAGACGAGCAUCGAAUGAGGAAGAAUCGGACUUAAAUCUAGCUGUGUGAGUUAGAUUGAUAGGGGUGUAACGUCGUUGUACAUACUUACGUUAGAUGUGUAUUCGUAUACACGUAAAGGUGCAGCUUUAAUGUAUGUAAAUGUAAUGUAAAAGGGAUAUCACUAGCGUUUAUUUAACGUGUACUAUGUUUCGUGUACAUGUACAUACAUACAUAAACGAGAAAGGGACGGAGUAGGUGUGUUUCUGCACAUUUCAAGCGCAAUGUCGCGAGAAACGCGAACUGGUAAUUACGAACGCGUCUAGUUUGUACGUUCGAUCGAACAUAUCGGGGAAUCGCAUCGUUUUAUCCUGUUAACUUUGAUCGAUUGAACGAUAAGCGAAGAGAAGAAUCCUUUGAAAUUUAGGCUCACAACGUUCGUCGAGAACGACGUAAUGCGAUGUGAACUGCAUUAUAGGAUUUAAUAAACGGAGGAACCUUUAACGCGCGUACAUUUGUAAGGAACAUAGAGGAUGCAUAGGACAAAGUCUUUCGCUCGAAGAUUAAACAUAUCCGUCCUGUAUUUAUUUGAUUUCUCUCCUUCGCGUACGUGUCGUGUUUCAUUGGCGUAGAAUUUGAUGCUGCUUGGUACGGAUGAGAUAUCGCAUCGCAUUCUGCUCAACUUCUGGGAUACUACGAUCUAAAUUAUUCAAGAUAGCUUGUACCAAUUAAAAAUAAUGGAAUACGACGAUAUAGAACUAAUCGUAUGUAAUUUCUGAAAAUGUACCUGCUUUACAAUUCUACAAAUGAUUUUUGAAACUUUUGAACAACUGAAAGUGCUUGUACAGAAUUGCAUCUAAGAAAAUUUUCUCUCUUUCUAUUCAAACGUGAUGAUAAACGAUAAAGUCUUACAAAACCUCGUACUAUAAAUAUAUUUCAAACGCUUUAGUUUAAAAACUUUCUUGAAGCUUUUUCAUAAAGUUUCCUCUUACGACUGUAUGGAUAAAAAGAAACGAAAGAUUGAAAUCUCAUCCGAGCAAUUAAAACUAAUCACCGUCAAAAGAAAGAAAUGUAACAUGUUCCAGGAACACGACCCGUAUCUCCUUUAUGUGCGAGUAAGUUAAUUGUACAUACGUGGAACAAAUCGUGGGCGAGAUCAGUUGCCUGUUCGCAACGCAACAAAGGAACAUUCGCGUGUUUUUUUCUUUAGGGCGAUUUCCCAAGUAAGACUGUGCACGAGGUUCGAAUUCGUUGCAGCGGAUCGUUUCGAAAGCCAAGCACGCUGCUCGAGCGAUUUUAAUGUGUUUGCAUGCUCGCAUUCGCCGCAACGCGAACGCGACCACGCACUUGCCACUUUUGCGUUACGUGCUCAGCACGAAAGUUCAUUUUCCUUACUGCAGCGGACGAGGGGCCAAAACGCGUGAUAGAAUUUAAAGAGAAACAAAAAAAGAAAAAAAGACAAAAAAGAGACAGUACAUUUGGAACCAUGCUCGUACCAAGAGAAUAUUUCGAUAGGAAACGCGCGAGCGAAAACGCCAUGUUAAGUAGGUACGCAUUGUAUGCUGUCUACUCGAUGAUUUUGAUUUUUCGUUGACCGUAGUACCACGGUAAACAAAUUAUGAUCGUACAAAAGUGAAUAAUAAUGGUAAGACACGUAGUUUGAGAUGGAGAGAGCUCGAUGCAGAAAUUAUCGCAAGGGGAAUUAAUUCUAUCGAACAUUGACAGCCAUUGUAUUUCGUUGAAAGGUGCGUAAUUUUUAGAAAGUUAAUGUGUUUUAAUAAGAAAAUUUGUAGUCGAUGAAAUUAGUAUUUCGUUGGUUACAAUUUCGUCAAUGUACUUUGAAUAUUUAUUAUCUAAAUUUUUAAUCAAAUCUUCAAUGAAAUUGAAUUUACAUUGAAGUUACGUUACGACGAAUACGAUGUACGUUUCGCUAACAGCUGUUUCAAUUUCUACCAAUCGAUUCUAAAAUUCCAGCAUAAUUUUACAAAAUUAUUUAUUUACCUGCCGCAGCUGAACAUUCCAUAUCUACUUAGUUUCAUAAAUUACGAUUCCACCUGCUAAGAAUUUGUCAAUACUUUCUUCCAGUUCGGAUCAAUUUAUUUCACUGCGAUACGACUACAUCUCCCCGUUGAAACUUCUCGCCUAAAUUUAUCCUACAGAAAUCCAUCUCGUUCUUUCUUUCAAGUUAUCGCAUGCAGGUUUCUCUAUCGAGCUCUUCGAACUCUCGUUAAAACGAGACUCCUCUUCAACGUCAUUCGUAUUCGCGUAUUCGCUCGCGUCACUCAGUCUCACCUUAAUCGUCUAACUUUUUUCAAGCAAAUACUGGCCUUUCCUAGUAGAACAGUGAAAAUAAAUACGUAUCAAGGUCACCUUACGAUUCAAAACAUAAAACUAAGAGCCGCGUAACGCGUACUUGAUACGUAUAACCUAUCGUAACGCUUUGCUCUAGGUGUACCUAGUAAAUAAAGUAUAAAAAGAAGUAUAAAGAAAGCAGAGAAGAAAAAAAAAUAUAAUAGCCUGAACGCGACACGUGGCUCGUGUACAGGAGGUCGCGAUAGAAGGAUCGAUAUUACACGGCAAAAAGGCUUGGAACAACAAUAUUCGACCAAUAAUCGUAAUUCAUAAGAUAAGCUAACUCAAAGAUACACCUACAAGAACACUCACACGCAUACAUACAAUGUACACGUACACCGGAUGUGCGCAUAAAAGAGCACCACUUAAGCCCCAAAGUGUGCAAAAGUUCGAUUCCCAUUGGUUUUCAUAAAGAAAUGUUAUAUAAUCGGCGAUUAUGUAAGAAAACUCGUCGAUUAAACAUACAUCAUGAGGAGAAAAUAUGGGAAUCGAACGAGUAUUGUACGCUUUUCGUUUUUUCCUCCAGUUUUUUCGUUCGUCGUUCCUCCGUUCAACGUUCGUUUAAUCGGCACAAUUAACCGCAACAGAUGUGUACAUAAUCGAUAAAAGAAACCAUACAGCACCGUGUCCGUUUGAUGUGAUGUAAUUAAGUAAUAACGUCUAAGUGAAACAAAGAUAUGGUACGGGAGAAUAUAUAUUAAUAUAAAUACAAAAUAUAAAGUAUAAAUACACGUCGUGUAUAAUUAGUACUGUAUUCUGCAUAAAUUCACCGAGAAAUAAAAAAUACUCGAUUACUCAUCGUAA
Molecule: messenger RNA, 12513 nt
Organism: Bombus pyrosoma
Lineage: Eukaryota; Metazoa; Arthropoda; Insecta; Hymenoptera; Apidae
Product: calcium/calmodulin-dependent 3',5'-cyclic nucleotide phosphodiesterase 1-like
Exons: 12
Coding region: 3813-5987 (724 amino acids)
Biological process (GO): signal transduction
Molecular function (GO): 3',5'-cyclic-AMP phosphodiesterase activity
Source: RefSeq, a predicted model, not a curated record